AUAUAAGUACUUAGUUUAGUAUUUCCUAGUACAAGAAAGCAACAAACAUUUUCAUGUGGCCAUUUCAAACACUUCACCAUGUCACAAUUCCUUAGCUACCUCCUCAUCCUCUCCUUCUUCUUCUUCAUCAACUCCUUAGGCACCGAUUCUACCCCUUUGUUAUCAAUAUGCCAGCCACACCUCUGCGGUGACGUUAACAUCAGCUACCCUUUUUGGGUUCGUAAUGAAAUUGCCUCUGAUCAGCAAUAUUAUUGUGGCUACGAGGGGCUUGGCGUUAUGUGCCUAAAUAACGGCGAGGCCGUACUUGAAUUACCCGGUGACCGGUACUACGUGAAAGAUAUAGAUUAUGCCGACUAUACCCUAACCCUUGUGGAUAUUGAUGUCUCCAACCAAACGUGCCCAAGGGCACGUCAUAACGUUUCUCUAGAGAAACUACCACUGAAAUAUUCUUCAAUGGAUUUGAAUCUCAGUUUUUACUUUAAUUGCAUUUCCGACCCUGCAAUACUUGUGCCUCCCAUCCUGUGCUUGAAUAUUAAUGGUAGCAACCGGUCUUACGUUUUUGUGGAGAAUCAUGAGACGGAGGGCUAUGAUUGGUCAAAGAAUUGCGAGGAGAAAGUGGUGGUGACAGUGAGACAUUCUCAGAUCAAUAUGGGUAAUUUAACUGGUGGGUUUGGUGCGGCUAUGAAUGAUGGCUUUGUGCUUGAUUGGGAACGAGUUAGGGAUUGGGCUAUGAAUGAAUAUGAUGGCUUUGUGCUUGAUUGGGAACGAGUUAAGGAUUGUGUUACCUGUGAGCACUCUCAUGGGUAUUGUGGAUACAACGCUACGGCUAAGGAGUUCUUGUGCAUUUGCAAAGAUGGAAGCACACAUAGUAAUAGCUGCAAAGAUAAGCAAGGGAAUAAGUGGUGGAAGUAUGUUUUAGGUGCUGUCUCAUGUCUCAUAACGGUCGUUCUAAUACUGGGCAUCAUAUUCUUAAUCAAUCGACGCCGCAUGAAGAAGAAAUAUGAUCCCUCAAUCUUACUCAGUCGAAGCAUCUCUUAUGAUCCCUCUGGAACGACAGAUCAAGAGAGGGGAAGUAGCUACUUUGGAGUUCAUCUCUUCACCUACAAUGAACUUGAAGAAGCCACUAACAAUUUUGAUUCAGCCAAAGAACUUGGAGAUGGAGGCUUUGGCACUGUAUACUAUGGCAUACUUCGUGAUGGGCGUCAAGUUGCAGUGAAGCGCUUGUACGAACACAACUGCAGAAGAGUAGAACAAUUCAUGAAUGAAGUUGAGAUCCUUACUCGCUUGCGCCACCCAAAUCUAGUCUCACUGUAUGGAUGCACCUCUCGCACUAGCCGUGAACUCCUGCUUGUUUAUGAAUACAUUCCUAAUGGCACAGUUGCUGAUCAUCUUCAUGGUGAUCUUGCAAAACCCGGUGCACUCCCAUUUCCUACUCGAAUGAAGAUUGCCGUUGAGACAGCAACUGCUUUGGCCUAUCUCCAUGCUUCUGAUAUCAUCCACCGCGAUGUAAAAACAAACAACAUUCUCCUUGACAACAAUUUUUUGGUUAAGGUUGCAGAUUUUGGUCUGUCUCGUCUCUUUCCCACCGAUGUCACUCAUGUCUCGACUGCUCCACAAGGUACUCCAGGUUAUGUCGAUCCAGAAUAUCACGAAUGUUACCAACUUACUGAAAAAAGUGACGUGUUCAGCUUUGGGGUGGUCUUGAUUGAGCUUAUAUCAUCUAUGCCUGCUGUUGAUAUCUCAAGGCAUCGACACGAAAUUAAUUUGUCUAACAUGGCUAUGAACAAGAUCCAAAACCACACGUUGCAUGAACUUGUGGACCCUUCUCUUGGGUUUGAAUCAGACUGUACGGUGAAAAACAUGAUAACUGAUGUGGCAGAGUUGGCAUUUCAGUGUUUGCAAUAUGUUAAGGAAAUGAGACCAUCAAUGGCACAGGUGCUUGAAGCACUAAAGGAUAUACAACAUAGAGACUACAUUAAAGAUGAGGAGAUUAGUAUUUCUGCAGAUGAUGUUGUAUUGUUGAAGAGUGAUCCGGUACCACUUUCGCCAGAUUCUGCGCUAAAUUGGAAUAUCAGUACGUCUACAACAUCAAAUGGUAGUCGUUAAGCUAUGCUUCUUAUUUUUCACUAAAUAUUUCUACCCAUUAUAUGUCAAAGAAGUUGGUACCUGCGCCACAUCUACUAAACAUUGAUAACUUGAAUGAGAGUAUGAGAUGUACAUAUUAUGUCAGAGCUGUCAUGGAUAUGGAUUCACUCCAUUUCAUAAGUUUUGGUCAAUUAGCUUUUUAGAUGAUUUAUUCCUUUCUACUAAUUAAGAGUUCAAAUAAAAAAUCUUAAUUAUUUA
This is a messenger RNA of Quercus lobata, 2343 nucleotides long. RefSeq names its product LEAF RUST 10 DISEASE-RESISTANCE LOCUS RECEPTOR-LIKE PROTEIN KINASE-like 1.2. The transcript has 4 exons. Gene Ontology annotation, biological process: protein phosphorylation. The coding region runs from base 79 to 2106 and encodes 675 amino acids. Gene Ontology annotation, molecular function: ATP binding; polysaccharide binding; protein kinase activity. The record is from RefSeq and is a predicted model, not a curated record. NCBI's taxonomy places the organism in Eukaryota, Viridiplantae, Streptophyta, Magnoliopsida, Fagales, Fagaceae.